Molecule: messenger RNA, 1795 nt
Organism: Coregonus sp. 'balchen'
Lineage: Eukaryota; Metazoa; Chordata; Actinopteri; Salmoniformes; Salmonidae
Source: the annotation of a GenBank genome assembly
ACUCACUUCUCCAGGCACCACUACGUGUUGUUAUCAUUGAACAGCUAACAAAGAAAUCUGUGAAUAUCACUGUGGGAUCAUUCAGUUAGAAAUAAAACAGUAUCUGAACUUUGCACCUUCCAGAGCUUUUUUGUGCUUUAUUUUGCAGCCUUAGCUAUUUUGUGGAAUUUUAUUGUUUGUCAAUGCAGUGAAGGUAGCCUACCCAUUUUCAUACUUUUCCCGAUUUCCUCCAUCUCCGCUACAUCUACAACAUGAGAUGCAUGUGGAUUUGUGGAUUUCUGUGGCAGGUGUGAUGCGUGUGCCACUGCGCUGGGUGCUGUGGGAUGUGAAAGAGACCCUGCUGAAGGUGCACAGGUCUGUCGGGGAGCAGUACUGCCAGGAGGCCAAACGAACAGCAGGUUUCAGUCUUAACCCUACAGAGGUAGAGGCUGCCUUCCACCAGUCCUUCCGCCAGUACUCCAAACUCUACCCCAACUACGGUACGGCCCAGGGCCUGGGGGGGAAGGCCUGGUGGAUGGGGGUGGUCCGGGACACCUUCUCCCAGUGUAGAGUACAGGACGCAGCCCUACUGGACACACUGGCCCACAACUUGUAUCAUGGUUUCUGCAGCCCUGAUAACUGGGAGGUGAGGGGAUUAUAGUAAUUGUACUGUCAUUCAGAAAUGGUUUUUGUCAGCAUCACAGUAUGUUGUGUAAUUCAUGUAACAUCUCCAAAAAUGUGAUAUUAUGAUUGAGCAAAAUUAUCAUGUAUACCUACAUGCAUUCAUUAACAUUUGUUUAUUGUAAACCAUCCUCAAUAUCUAUCAAUUGAACAAUUGUGCCACAUUGUGAAAUGAAUAGCCUGUAUCUUCCGUCCUAAGGUAUUUCCAGACUCAGCGAAGACCCUGGAGAGCAUCUCCUCCCUGGGACUGAAGCAGGGUGUGGUGUCCAACUUCGACAAUCGCCUGGAGGGGAUUCUACGAGGCUGUGGCUUGCUGUCUCACUUCAGCUUCCUGCUCACCUCAGAGGAGGCCGGGAUAGCCAAGCCUGACCCAGCAAUCUUCCACCAGGCACUAGAGAAAUGUGGCGUAACAGCCGCGAGUGUAGCUCACAUUGGGGACCAUUAUGUCUAUGACUACGUGACCUCUCGGUCGCUGGGCCUCCAUGGGUACUUGUUGGACAGACAGGGCAGGGAUAAAUACCCUGAUGUUCCCCCACAGCAUCGAUUAAAGACCCUGGAGGAGCUACCUGCACGUCUCCAGCAAGAUAUGGACUAAAUGUUAUCUAUUACACAAGUAAACUCAAACAAACCGCACUGUGCCAACAUUUCACUGCACUUGACAUUAACGUAUAAAAAAGAAAAAUCCCAGCCUUACAAUCUAUGGCAGUGAGACUAGCCCUUAAAACUAUUAACAUAUGCAAUGAACUUUUUUAGAUUAUCUAAAGAUGUACAUAUCAUUUAUCUAACGUUUUCAUAAUUUAUUUCGCCAAUAUGCUUUAUGUCAAGUUGUGACACCCUCCAAUCAUUGGAUUAUGUUCAAUAAAUAAAAAUGCAUGUUCUGCAGCCAGUGCUACAUUCUUCUACCACUUAAACCUCCUCUCUUGGAAAUGAAUAGAUCUUUUAAAUACAGCAUUAGAUUUCAGCUCACUUGAGCUGAGACCAGACAAGGAGGAAUCGGGCCGGUAAUUUAUGGUCAUGGCUAGAUGGGAUGCAGCUAAUGUAAAGUGACGUCAAAAGUUGCAUGUUGGAGUCGCAUCAGGGAGAAUUUUUGCAUUUCAGCUAACCCUAACUAUUUUCCUAACCUUAACCUAAUUCU